GCGCUCACAUGCAUGCACGCACCCCCACCAGGCGACGCUCCUGCUCCUGCUGCUCUCGCCGCCGCCUCCAGCGCCCAAUUCCCAGGCAGGCGAGGGGAGAUUAUUCCGGCGGCGGGGCUGCCUCGGCUGCUUCCUCCUCCUGCUGCCGCUGCUGCCAUCCUGAAGCGCCCGCGGCACUGAUUUGCCUCGCCUCCCCCUCCUCCUCCUUGAGGAGAUGGUGUUUGGGGUGGCAGGGGCGGGGGGCGGCUCUUCCUCCUCCUUUUCCCGCUCCUUCUCGGGGGGCCAGGCGCGCUCCCACCCUGACAGCAACCCAAACAAACGCGGCAACCGCUCUUCGGCGGAGGAGGAGGAGGAGGAGGAGGGGGAAGAGGAGGCGAGCUGAGCGGAGGAACAGCCCCUGAAAAAGGCGGCGGCGGCGGCGGGGGAUUCCGGGAUGCCUUUGUGCUUCCCCCUCCGCUCGGGUUUAUGCUGAGCGGGGUCUUUCCGAGGAAGCUUCGGGAAUGGAGAAAUUUCCCUGAAGAAGACCCAACUUGACUUCUUACACAAGUUCGUUCUCCUUAGGAUUCUGGCUUUGUUGCUACAUCCUUGUCAGGAUGGCCGAAAAGGCUCCUCCAGGGAUGAAUAAGAAGUCCUCAAGGUCUACCCAAUCGCUUCCACCAGAACCAGGGGAGAUAAUCAGGAGCAAAGCCUGUUCUAGAAGAGUCAAAAUCAAUGUAGGUGGUCUCAACCAUGAAGUUCUAUGGAGGACUUUAGACAGACUUCCACGGACACGAUUAGGGAAGCUAAGAGACUGCAAUACUAAUGAUUCCUUACUAGAAGUAUGUGAUGACUAUAAUCUCAAUGAGAAUGAAUAUUUCUUCGAUAGACACCCAGGUGCUUUCACCUCCAUUUUAAAUUUCUACAGAACGGGAAAGCUACAUAUGAUGGAGGAAAUGUGUGCUCUCUCUUUUGGCCAAGAACUUGAUUAUUGGGGGAUUGAUGAAAUAUAUCUAGAGUCUUGUUGCCAGGCAAGAUACCAUCAAAAGAAAGAGCAAAUGAAUGAAGAACUGAGGAGGGAGGCAGAGACACUGAGAGAAAGAGAAGGGGAAGAAUUCGAUAAUGCCUGCUGCCCAGACAAAAGGAAAAAGCUAUGGGACUUGCUGGAGAAGCCCAACUCCUCAGUGGCUGCAAAGGUUUUGGCCAUUGUUUCCAUCUUAUUCAUUGUGCUGUCCACCAUUGCUUUGUCACUCAACACGCUACCUGAACUUCAAGUAAUUGAUGAAUUUGGCCAGCUAAAUGACAAUCCGCAGCUAGCACAUGUAGAAGCCGUGUGUAUAGCUUGGUUUACUAUGGAGUAUCUUUUGCGUUUCCUGUCAUCUCCAAACAAGUGGAAGUUCUUCAAAGGUCCAUUAAAUGUGAUUGACUUGUUGGCCAUUUUGCCCUAUUAUGUCACAAUUUUUCUUACGGAGUCCAACAAAAGUGUGCUGCAGUUCCAAAAUGUCCGCCGUGUUGUUCAGAUAUUCCGUAUUAUGAGAAUAUUGAGGAUCCUUAAACUUGCCAGACAUUCAACAGGACUUCAGUCUUUAGGAUUUACCCUCAGGAGGAGUUACAAUGAACUGGGCUUACUCAUAUUAUUUUUAGCAAUGGGAAUUAUGAUCUUUUCCAGUCUUGUAUUUUUUGCUGAGAAAGAUGAAGAUGCUACAAAGUUUACAAGUAUCCCUGCAUCAUUUUGGUGGGCUACCAUCACGAUGACUACGGUGGGUUAUGGGGAUAUUUAUCCCAAAACUUUACUAGGUAAAAUAGUUGGAGGAUUGUGUUGCAUUGCUGGAGUGCUUGUAAUAGCCCUUCCAAUUCCUAUCAUAGUGAACAAUUUCUCAGAGUUUUACAAAGAGCAAAAACGGCAGGAGAAAGCCAUUAAAAGAAGAGAGGCACUUGAGCGAGCAAAAAGAAAUGGAAGUAUUGUUUCAAUGAAUCUAAAAGAUGCCUUUGCUCGCAGCAUGGAACUGAUUGAUGUAGCUGUAGAUUCUGGCAAAACUGAGGAAGCAGCCAAUUCAAAGGAAACUCCUGAUGAUAACCACUUAUCCCCAAGUCGUUGGAAGUGGGCCAGGGGUGCAUUGUCUGAAGCAAGUUCUAAUAAAUCCUUGGACAAUAAAUACCAAGAAAUAAGCCAGCGGGAUUCCCAAGAACAACUAAACAAUGCUGCAGCAACCUCCAGUCCCCAACACUUGAGUGCUCAGAAACUUGAAAUGUUAUAUAACGAAAUUACUAAAACUCAGUCUCAGCCUAAUCUUAAUUCACCCUAUCAGGACCCAUCAGCCCAACCCCUGUAUGAGGAAGAAAUAGAAAUGGAAGAAGUUAUUGGACAAGAUGACCCAUUAGUAUCAGGACCCAGAGAUGUAGUCACUGACAUGAGAAGCACUUCCAGCAUUGACAGUUUUGCCAGCUGUGCAACAGAUUUCACUGAGACAGACCGAUCCCCCCUUCCUCCAUACUCCAGUUCUCACUUACAGCUAAGGUUCCCAAUGGAAUCUGCCCAUUUAGAAGACCAAAGAGCAAGGAGUUCCCAGUUUUUAUCAUUCACAAGAGAUAAAAUGUUUGCACCUAGAGACGUGACCUUUGACUACAGCCCAGUUGAUACAACCAUGAGCAUGGAUAACACUGGCUCCCAAUUCCUGCUUCAUGGUCAUAUGCACUUUGACAGCUCUAUGGAGAGUCCCAAAAGUUCUCUAAAGGGAAGCAACCCAUUAAAGUCAAGGUCUCUCAAGGUUAAUUUUAAGGAAAGCAGAGGAAAUGCUCCACAAACACCUCCAAGCACUGCAAGGCCAUUGCCAGUUAUGGCAGCAGGUGACUUUAUGCAAUCAACCCCACAACAUAUCAGCACUAUUCUUUUAGAAGAGAAUUCACCACAUGGGGACAGACCCUUGUUAGGUGCUGAUGCACCAGUGGUUAGCCAAGGAACUUCAAAGAAAUCAUCCCCACUUUUUCCGAAGCAACGGCUUUUUACUUUCCCUUCAAAAGAAAGAAGAAGCUUCACUGAAAUGGAUACUGGAGAAGAAGAAGACUUCAUGGAGAUACCUGGCAUAAGACAUGACAUGCAGGAGGAUACCAAGGAAAACUACUUUGGGGAUAAACACAAAGAUGGGAACCAUUUAACAGAAGAGCCUCAAGUCAGUUCUUCUUCACCCAAAAGCUUGGGUCACAAUUGUACUCAAGACAUUUAUCGUGUUGGUGAGGAGGUACAAGGGGACAAUAGUCAAGAAGGUCACAAAAUGGAAAACCAUUUGUUUCCCCAAGAAAUCCAUACAAAUCCCGGUGAAACUGAUUUUUGUCCCACACGGGAAACCAGCAUGUGACUAGUUAAAAGAGCAAUAAAUUACAAAACUCAUUUCUUAAAACUGCAGUUAGUAAUGCCUAUGAACUAAAAGACGGGAAGCCUCAAAAGUACCUAAAAUGUUAUUUUUGCAUGGCAUGAGGAGUUGUUUAGUUUAAGUACUGUUUAAUCUAAAAGUGAAAAUUGCUUUUUUGUAACAAAAAAAGAAAAUCAGGAUAAAAACAAUUCAAGAACAGUGAGUAAAAUAAAGAGCUCUUUUUGGAGCCCAUCUUUCGCUUAUGGUUGUAGAUAAGUUUUUUUAACAAAAUCUUUUAAACUUUUUUCCCUCUCAAAUUCUGGAAUUUGCACAUGAAAGGAUGAAAUGUCGAUGCAUGUGUUUAUAAUGAUGUGAAAUAAGGUGCUUUGAGCCUGCAAAAUGCAUACGUUUGUAAAUAGUUGGGUCGAUGGGGGAGACCUAUGGCUAUCAAGGAUCUGUGGAAAACAGGUUUCCUGAGACACAGAUAUUUCCUUCGCAGUCUGCUGCCUGGAGGAUUUGUACAGACUUAUGUUGCAAAAUUGCAACUUCUUCUAAAUGCAUCUCACCUAUCUUGCUUUCUGUUUAAAAGCUCAUCAACUAUAAGCUGUUUCUUUAAGUAGAUGACACUGUUCCUCAUUAAUCUGUUAGUUCUGACGAUUUUUUUUAUUUGUAUAGUUUUCACAGAUGCACUUGCAAGCUUUGAAUAAAAUUCUGUUAAAACUCUGCAAGAUUUAAUGACCAGAAAUUGAAAUUUCAGUAUAAUAGCAACUGCCAAAUAUCAAGACAGACAAGUUCCCAUUAUAUUAUGUAAUAAAACUAUUUUUAUGGCAAUGAAAUGUGCCAAACAGCCAUGAAAAAUGAUGGGUUUUUUAAUUAAAGCAUUUUAUAUUACUAUUGAAAUAACUGAAUGUACAGUACUAUUGUUAAAAUCUUACUAUUUUUGGAAGACAGAUUUUGUUAAUGAAUAAUGGACAUGCACUUCUUUGAGAGCACUGUGUCAUUUGCCCACCAUCUUCCAUAUUUAGGCACUCGAAUUAUAGAUAUUCUCCAUUUCACAAUACCAGUGUGAUUACCCUUUCCUGAGAACAGUCAGAAAACACAUGUCCAGAAAUAGUACCAACUCUCAUUCAACUCUCACAAAUCUCAAACACUUUUCAAUAGUGUGCAUUUUAUCUUUAGUUCCAACUAAAGUAGACCCAUUCAAUCAAUAGAUUUACCUAUAAUUUGACUAUCCAUUAGGAUUCAAGUCAAGCUAAACUGAAGAUUUCCAUUAAAGAAUCGCUUUAGGAGAAUUCAUUCAUAUCAAGGGGCCUGUUUGAUUUUUGCAAUUAGCAGAUCUAAAUGUAAAUCAUUUGAAAUUUCAGUCUCUGAUGGCUAUUUUCUUCUGUCACAAUGUGUUCAGUAUUGCAUCACAGAAGAAAAACUCUCCUUUGAAAAUCUCAAUAUAUGACUGGAGUUUUCCAAGUCUGUAUUUUAUUUUAUCCAAUUUAUUGAUAAUUCUCUACAGAUUUAAGAUGUGAUGUAUUUUUUAAUUUAAAUCACAAAACUCAGUACUGCACUUUAUCCUGUUUCGUCUUUUCUGGUUAAAAAAAAAAGAUCCACAGUAUUUUAAUUGUUUUAUUUACCAUCAACAUAAAACCUUUCACUCAUUUUAUUGAGUGUAGUCCCUCCACAAUUUGUAUCAAAAGAAUAGUUAUAUUGUAGCAGAGAAUUGCCAAAUUUUCUUAUGAAUUUGGUUUUUAUAAAUGACAUUUUUAUUUUUACGUUACUACAUAGCAGCUUUUAGCAGAAACAACAGCCCUGAUCUUAGUCCUGAUUUUAGGUAAUGAUAAUACUUCUGUUACAAUCACAUGAAAGAACAUCAAAAUUACAUUUAUCUAUUUGGACCAAAAAAACCCCACAUUUUUUAAAAAAAAUACCAUUUAAAUCUUUUUAGUAUCUCCUUUUACUCUUAAAUAAAGAAUGUUCAGGUCUUUUUUCUGAGGAAUAUCAGUCCUGGAAUUAAAUAUCAUUUCUAAAAACGGAAAAGCAAUACCUGGUCAUUAAGUCUCUAUGCAUUUGUUCUUCAUGGCUGUCCAACUAAUUCUAUUUUUUAUAUAACUUAAUUAUGUGGCACUUUGUUUAAUCUGUUCAGUGACUUCUCCUGUAUUUCACAAAUAUUGUUUAUUUAUAUUAUUUCACUUAUAGAUAUCCACAUUGACUAGUUUUAAGACGAGUAAGCUUUUUAAAUACCUUGUUCUGUAAUAUCUGUACAUUUUUAAACAUCAUGCUGUCCUAUUUAUUUUGCCUUUAUUACAACUGUAUAAUGACCACACACACAAAAGGUGAAAAUGAAACCUUGGCCUUAGGUUGCAUAUGAGAGUUUGAUAAAUGAUUUCAAUGAAAUUAUUAUUUAUAUCAGAAUCUUUACACAGUACAACUCCGCUGACCAUCAUGACUCCUCUGGCGCUAAAGUUAAGGCCAGCAAAGCUAAAAUACACUCUUUUCAUGUGGGAUAAUUCAAAGAGUGAAUUUUUAAUACAAGCCAGGGAAUUUGGUGAGCUGCAGUCCAUAAUAAUAAAUAAUAGAAAUAAUAUUUUUUUUCUGUUUGCAGAACUGUUGGUGUACCAUGUCAGAUAGAUUGUUGAUAUUCUCAUUCACAGAGUUUUUUAAAGAGCUCCUGACUUGUUUCAGUCCAUGGAUUGUAGUUCCCAUUUCACAAGCCACAUAUGUUCUGCCCUUUGAAAAUACUGGUAUUUCAUGAAAAUACCAAGAGUGUAUUUAAGGUUCUCUGGUCCUGAUCUUAUAAAUUAUAAAUUCAGCUGGUCUCGCUAAAACAUCACCAGAAGAGGAUGGCUUGAGAAUACAAACAGUCCUCCACAUUUGCAGGUUUAAUUUUUGUAGAUCCGAUUAAUAACAGAUUUUAUUAAAAUGUUUUCUCUAGAAACCUCCAGGUCCUCCACUAUGCUAGAAGGUGACCACAGAAUCGUGCUAGAGGACCUAGCAAUUCCUAGAGAAAACACCAUUCAAGGAAUCACUAGAUAUUCCAGUACAAUUCUGUGGUCAGCUUCUGGCAGAUGUUGACUGUAGAGUCAUGCUGGGGGACCUAGAUAUUCCUAGAGAGGUAUCCUCUCAGAAAAAUAAUAGUAAUUUUUAUUUUUAUUUUUUCAAUUUUGUGGGGUUCCUGUGCCCCUAACCCAGCAAACAUGGAGGGCUAAUUGUACAGAAAAGGAAAUGUAUGUGCUGAUAUGAGAACGACUAACAUUUUUUUUGGAACUACAGAAAGGUGAGAAUGUUAAUUGUAGAGCAUAUACUGCAGAAUAAAAAGCCAUCAACUUACAGGAACUGUAGAACUAUAAAUACCUCUCUACUGACUGCACAAUGCCCUCUUUCUAAAACUAAUAUUAGAAUGGAAACUCACAGAACUGUAGAGCUGGGAAGGGAUCUCAAGUCAUCAAGCCAAACCUCCUGUCAAUACAAGAAAGAAGCAUGUUGAGGUAAGCCAUGUAAACAAAUAGCACAACAUGGCAUGCAAAGCAACCAUCCAGAACUAUACAUCUAGAUUAUGUUUUAAUGCUUUGUUAUUUUACUCAAUUCUAAAUGAACAGUUAUCAUGCUGUCAGUUUUAGCUGGAGGCUGGUUAACGGUGUUAAUGUUUCAGUUCUAAAGAAACAUAUUUGCACAGCUUUGGGGGUUCUCUUCCAGCAGAAAAUCACAAAAGGGAUGCACAAACAUUGCAUUUUCCCCUCAGUUCUUUAAAUAACCCUUCAGAAUACACCCAAUCCCCAAUAGAUACUCCAGGAGAGUUUCAGAGAGGCAUGGAGAGUUGCUCCCAACCAUCUAGUGAAAUAGCUUUCUAGAUAUUGGGUUAACACAGCAUCUUAGCACUCUGGUAAUGGGGGAUUUGCAAACUAUGAUAUACAGGGAUAUAAUCCAUCUGAAAGGCCACUGUGACAUUCAAAGGAUUGUUCAUUAUGGAAUCAAAAGCUACUGAGAGGUCAAGCAAUGUCAGUCUGAGAGCAGCAGUUCUGCUGCCAACCCACCCAUCCCUGUUUUGGAAUUAAGAUCUAGUCCAGCAAAAUUUAAACUAGUUGUAACAAGAAAUUGAGUGCUGUUCUCUUCAGGUAGAAAUGCUUUUACAAUAAAUGAGAUCCUACUCAGGCCUACAGGAUAUUUUCGGCCCACAUGUUGAAUGUAAAUGGCUGCCAGAUUAAAUCAAUUCAUAAAGAAUUUCCUUCAAACCAAUGUGUGUUCACCCAUGUCUUCUACAAGGAGCAUGGAAGAGCUUUUCCUAAUACUGGCUGUUCUUUGAAAGGACCAUUUCUUUGUGCAUUUCCACUUGUUUAUCUUAACACUGUUCUAUUGUGCUCCUUUAACAAGGAGGUUUGGAAUUUGCUGUCAUGGAAGAGAUGAUGCCUUGGAUCCAAAGAUCCACAACUGCAAGCUGGAAAUACUUUUGUUCAUCAGCUGUAGAAGAUCUCGAUACACAUUGCCCAUUACUCAAGAGGAAUUUCCUUCUCAGAAAAGCCAGAUAGCUGAAAAAUCAAGAGAUCAUCACACACACGUAUUUUAGAAGGAAAAGCCUCUUCCAUGCAAAUCUCAGAAAACAGUAGGCAAAUCUCCAGUCAAUCUCCAGUCCAAAACAUUAUUUAAAAUGCAAAAAAGUAACAAGAACAUCCUUUAAUAAACAACAACAAUAAUAAUAAAUACUUUAUUUGUAUUCCACCCUGUCUCCCUGAGGGGACUAAUAUGAAUUAAUAUGAAUUCAAACAAAGCAAUUUUUCUGUUGUUUCUGUCAAUUUAAAAGAAAAACGCUCUCAUACUAGAUCACUGAGAGUAGGGCAGAGUUGUAGCAUUAUACUUCUAUAUAUAUUCUCAUGAAAUUAUGCAGAGCUUUACCCACACACAUAAUAUGCAAGUAAGCACCAGUCAUGCAGAUGACAUUAAAGCACUUAGGGAUCGAUUUUCCAUACAGAACAGAGCUCAGCACUUAGCCUAUUGCAGUGAGUUAAUUGUAAAUAACCAUUAAAUAUGUUUAAUUUCACCUUUAUAAUGUCUGUGUUAUCAUGUAUUUGUUUCAUAUCUACAGUAGGAUGAACUCAGUUUAAGUAACUUUAACUCUUCUACUUCUUCUACUUCUUCUUCUUCUAUGUAUGCUACAAAUGCUGCUGGGGAAAAAGCACAACAGUAUUUAUUUUUUAAAUUUUUAUCUUGGCACAAUAGUUGUGUCUUGACUAUUGUUCAAUAUUAAGGGAAUGGCAGCAUUUCAUUGUAAACUGCUAUACUAACAACAUAUCCUCAUAUAUUUUUUUAAUGGAAAGAACAUACUUUCAGUAGAAAUACAUGCAUAUAUGAUAAGUCUCGUCUAAUCUCAUUCAUCUGCCUUUACAAAAUGCCCCAUCUAAAAUGGGAGAGUAUGCUGCUUUUGUUGUUUGUAUGAUUUGUCUUUUAAGAAUGGGGGAGGGCUAAACAUUACAGUGUUCUUGUAGGGCAUUUUGCAAUGGUAACAGCAUCAGACAUGCUUUGUUGCAUUACUGUAUUUACUAGAAAUGUGUUGGUUUUACCUAGUUUCCGUAGAGAAUGCCACUUUUAAGUUUCCUGCCCUCUUCUGUCCAUUGUAUUCCAUUAAUAGAAUAUCACAUGCUACAGUAUUCAUAUCAAUAUUUCCAUAUCAGCUGCAUUUUAAUACCAUGAAAAGGAAAUGUGGUUAUUUAUUUUUGGUUAUGCUAGAUUUUGCUGAUCAGCUAACUAUUUCUGCACCAAUCAGCAUAUAAAUAUGCAUGUGGUAGUCUGUAUUGUACAGUUGUUCAACAUCAAAAUACUUGUUUAUUUUCUGUCAAAUGUCUGUAAAAUUAAUGGCAUUGUUCUCCAUUUCAAUCUGCCAGAAUAAGCAGAAUAGUAAAUAAAUGUGUAAAUGAAUCA
Molecule: messenger RNA, 9227 nt
Organism: Anolis carolinensis (green anole)
Lineage: Eukaryota; Metazoa; Chordata; Lepidosauria; Squamata; Anolidae
Gene: kcnb2
Product: potassium voltage-gated channel subfamily B member 2
Exons: 3
Coding region: 594-3332 (912 amino acids)
Biological process (GO): potassium ion transmembrane transport; protein homooligomerization
Cellular component (GO): neuronal cell body; membrane; dendrite
Molecular function (GO): protein binding; delayed rectifier potassium channel activity
Source: RefSeq, a predicted model, not a curated record